ACGCCAUCAACUCCAUCCGCAAGCCAGACCGCAGCCGUAACAUACGCAAGGUGUGAGCAACUCCUCUCGUCUUAUAUUACGGUGUGAAACUCUACUCGGAACCCACUUCUCAUCCCCACCAGCUUCGCGAGACCGCUGUCAUCUCAAACCAACGACCCUGACGUACCUUACUGGAAAACUCCCCGAACCAUGCCUUUGGAGCCAUAUCAGUAUUUGAGCGAUGUCUGGAAGGAUGGCAUCUUUGAUAACAAGGUUGUAUUCUGUACUGGCGGUGCAGGAUCAAUCUGCUCUGCCCAAGUCCGCGCCUUAGUCCACCUCGGUGCCAACGCCUGCAUAAUCGGGCGCAAUGUGGAAAAGACAGAGAACAUGGCCAAAGACAUCGCGACGGCCAGGAAAGGCGCAAAAGUCAUCGGCAUCGGCGCAGUGGACGUAAGGAAUCCCGAGGCGCUCGCGGCGGCGGCGGACCGCUGUGCCAAAGAACUCGGUGCCAUCGACUUUGUCAUUGCCGGAGCGGCGGGAAACUUCCUGGCCCCAAUGGACCAGAUCUCGCCAAACGCGCUCAAGUCGGUCAUUGAUAUUGAUGUUUUGGGUUCCUACAACACUGUCAAGGCGACGCUGCCCUACUUGGAGAAGUCGGCCGCGAAGCACAGGACCGACGGCAAGACGAAGCCCGCUAAAGGUACAGGAGGCCGUAUCAUCUUCGUCAGUGCUACUCUCCACUACUCGGGCACGCCACUCCAGAGCCAUGUCUCGAUUGCCAAGGCUGGUGUUGAUGCCAUGGCGAAUGCUGUUGCAAUCGAGCAAGGACCUAAGGGCAUCACGUCCAACAUCAUUGCGCCAGGGCCCAUCGCAGAUACAGAAGGCGUGGCGCGUCUUUCCCGAGAAGAUGGACGUGAACAGAACGCGAGGUCUAUCCCGUCGGGCAGAUAUGGAACCGUCAAGGAGAUCUCAGACGCGACCAUUUAUCUGUUUUCAGACACUGGAAAUUACGUGAAUGGAGAGACGCUGGUCGUGGAUGGCGGACAAUGGCGGACGUCAGGCGUGCAGUCCUCCGGUCCGUUCAAGUAUCCUGAUUUCUUGCUUUCUGGCGCCGUUGUCACUGGCGUUGCAGGCGGCAAGAAGUCGAAGUUGUAAAAUAGAAAUACCAAACAGGGCAAUCGAGUCCUCAGUAUCUGAAAUAAUUAGAUGAAUGCUUCUCCUUCUUGUCAGAUGAAGAUCUAGUUUGCGCUAUUCGCUGACCACCCGUUCCUUCUCUUUUGCAGCCUCGGAAGUUUUGAACAGGAUCCAUCGGAGGGACUUGACAGGCUCG
Molecule: messenger RNA, 1309 nt
Organism: Aaosphaeria arxii CBS 175.79
Lineage: Eukaryota; Fungi; Ascomycota; Dothideomycetes; Pleosporales
Product: peroxisomal 2,4-dienoyl-CoA reductase-like protein SPS19
Exons: 5
Coding region: 190-1134 (314 amino acids)
Biological process (GO): fatty acid catabolic process
Molecular function (GO): 2,4-dienoyl-CoA reductase (NADPH) activity
Source: RefSeq, a predicted model, not a curated record